AUGUGGAAAUCUAUCGGUGAAUUGAAUGAUUUGAUAUCUGGGUUAAAGUUAACAGAAAAGGCUAUUUUGUUGCGUUCUUCAAGUGAUGUUGGAAAAUUUCAGCUUUUUUGCCGCGCUCAAUUCUUACUGUACACCCCUGUUGAUGAACAUAUCGGCACUGUACCUUUGGAAGGGAUAACGAUUGUGGAUGCUGCGCUAAUAGAUGACGUGAAAUGGUUUUUUAAAGGAGUUGCUAAAUUUGCCGAAACUCUUGAAUACUUAUUGCCAAGUGUCGUGGAAAGUAAAACAUAUAAUCAAACAUUUGCCGAAACAACCCGUUCAACACUUCUAUUAGGUCUACGUCAUUUGCUCGUGGGAAUACGAGAGAUAUCGAUCACAUUUGCCGAAAAUUUCAAAACUGAACAUAUCAAGCAAUUACAGCAACUAAAACAUGCUACAGAACUCGUCAGAGGUACUUUGAACUCUAUAAGGCUCUGGUUUAGUCAUUUACGAAUAUUGAUGGCCCAUCUAUUUCAAUUAUACAACCAUUAUAUGCCUGAAGUAUUGCUAGGCAAGUGUGUAAACCACUAUCUGAGGACAGUAUAUCCGCAUAACUAUUUUUACGAAUACCCUGUUCUUCUACUAUUGGAUAUGUACAAUAGCAUUAUUUCCCAAGAAAAUGCUGAGCCGAAGGUUUCGCAAUUAAUCGAUAAUGCUGCCAAUAACAAUAACAAAGAACAAAACGAUGGCGACGCUGAUAAACAAGGUUAUUUAGAUGAUUCUCCACAUGGUACAAAUGAAAAAAAUUCAAAUACUGAGAGCCUAUUUAAUCUAAGUACAGUUAUAGACGUUGACAAGUAUCUAAUAAUUGAGCGAGCAGCUGACAAACAUUCUUUCAAAAUUUGUUUAAAACUAUAUACCGUUGAAACUGUGUCGCGUACGCUGAAGAAUUAUUUUCUAUACUAA
Messenger RNA from Glossina fuscipes, 945 nucleotides. RefSeq lists its product as uncharacterized. Bases 1 to 945 code for a protein of 314 amino acids. NCBI's taxonomy places the organism in Eukaryota, Metazoa, Arthropoda, Insecta, Diptera, Glossinidae. The record is from RefSeq and is a predicted model, not a curated record. The transcript is spliced from 4 exons.